AUGGGUGUGUUAAAUUUAUUUUCAAAGAAACCGAGUUUGGAGCCUGAGGUCAUAGAACUCGCUCCUCCAAGGGAGGAUAGUGCCUUAAGUAGCAUUGAAGAACAGCCCCGUGGAGAAAGUGUAGAAGAUAAUGUUACAGAGAGUGUACCUGAGGACCAAAAUGAAGGUGUGUUCGACACACAUAUCGCAGUGUUGUACGAUAAGUAUUUAAAUUUUAAAGAGAAAGUCUCUAAUAAAAUUAGAGAUAAGAUAAUGGAUUUCAUGCAGCAUGAUCUCCAGAACGCAGCAAAUAACGACGAUCUUGAUGAGGAGGGAGGUCUUACACCAAGAGAACCCGACCCUACAUAUGACGGACUAAUAUUCAUUCUUACCAUAAUACUCGGUUUCGUAAUGAGGCUGCCACUAAUGUGGAUAUUGGGGUCACUUCUAUUCCUAAUAUAUGGAAAUUUCAAAAGGAAAAUACUAAAGUGGGGAAUAAUUAAUAUCGUCUUGUCCAUUCUGAGCAUCGCUUACGCAGUAAAAAUGUGGGAUUUCGUCGACCCUCAAGUGUUUAAUGUUGUUCGAGCCAGGCGAUCAAUUUUACUUAGCAAAGUCAGACAUAUCAAAGGCGUUCCAGGAAUAUUAAACUACGAAGGUAAAGAAGCGUUGAUAAUUACAAUUCAUGGAGACCCAAAUUUUAACUGGACAAUAGUACACAACGAUUCAGAACAUAACAUGAAAAAUGGUUCCUUUUCUGAUGAUUUGCUAGUAAAUAGCAAAUUGAUUCCUGAUGGCACUGAUAUGAUCAGGUUAAGUCAUGAAAUUGAGUUGAAGGGGUUGUUGCAAAUGUCAGUUAAGUUCAGUACUAACAACCCAACACCCCAUGAUCACAUCAAAAAACCUAAUUCUCAUCAUUAUCCACUGCACCAUAAGCCUAGAAGUAAACCAUAUGAUCUCUCGUUUGAGUGUCAUCCGGUGGAGGAGGAUAACCCCAACGUUGAUGCCCAUGAUAGAUCGUCAGGCUAUGACGACGAAGAUAGUCCAGAUGAACAUGAAUAUUCACUUGUUAAGCGAGUUGGGAAAAAAUAUCUAAACCGGAAAAGAAAGAGGAAUAUUCAUAUAAACUAUGACGACGACGAUUAUUCCGGCGUUAAUAUCGCAUACGUAAAUAACCAAGCUGGGCCCCAAGGAAUAGCUAACAAGGAUGAAACAAAUCAAACUCCUGUUGAACAUAAGGAACACAAACCCAAAGAUCAUAAGAGAUAUAUAGGGGUAGACGCAGUCGAUAAUGACGCCCUUGUUACUAGAAUGUUCUACGUACCCAAGCUUUCCAAAUGUUCCCUGAUAAAUGUUCCAAAAAAAGGAACCGACGUUGUUUCUGUUUUCAUUAAAAGACUACAGUAAUCUGUUGAAACUGUG
Molecule: messenger RNA, 1398 nt
Organism: Theileria parva strain Muguga
Lineage: Eukaryota; Apicomplexa; Aconoidasida; Piroplasmida; Theileriidae
Product: putative integral membrane protein
Exons: 5
Coding region: 1-1383 (460 amino acids)
Source: RefSeq, a predicted model, not a curated record